UGAGUUAACGUGAAUUUACUUUUCAGUGUCUAAGUCCAUGUCUUUUAUUUAUCAAUCUCCUGCUUAAUACUUUUUCUUUUUCUCUUUGCUCUCAGUUGUGUGUACGGGUUUCGGGUCCUUUGGUCUUCUUUAUUUCACCCUUUACCUCUUUCCUUUGAUUGCAUGAAGGCGGCGAUGAUGAAAGAAAUGAGGUUACAUGAGAAGUGCUCGAUGCUUGUAUGAUUCGGAAACGAAUCAAGAUAGGCAUGGCGGGGACUUUUGCGCCUUCCUUGUUUUUCUUUCUUUUUUUCUUUCUUUCCUUAUUUCAUGUACUUUUGUUUCCUCUUCCUCCUCACCUCCUUUUUUUCCACAUAUGUAUCUAAUAUGCUGCCACCUUCAUUGCUCUUUUCUCUUUCCAUUCCUUCUUCUCUUAUUCGUUUCUCCCCCCUACCCCUUUUAUCUUUUAUGUCGACCUCCACCAUAUCCUUUUGUUUCUAGAGUUUUCUUUUACUGCUUUUAUUGAUCUUUGCUUUAUUGUUUGUGUUUUGUGCCAUCGGUGUUACUUCUUAAUGUUAUUCAUUAUUGAUCAAAUGACAGAGCGUAGAGCGUUAGA
This is a messenger RNA of Myxozyma melibiosi, 592 nucleotides long. RefSeq lists its product as uncharacterized. The coding region runs from base 197 to 502 and encodes 101 amino acids. The transcript has a single exon. The record is from RefSeq and is a predicted model, not a curated record. NCBI's taxonomy places the organism in Eukaryota, Fungi, Ascomycota, Lipomycetes, Lipomycetales, Lipomycetaceae.